Messenger RNA from Electrophorus electricus (electric eel), 1319 nucleotides. RefSeq names its product small integral membrane protein 1 (gene smim1). Lineage: Eukaryota; Metazoa; Chordata; Actinopteri; Gymnotiformes; Gymnotidae. The record is from RefSeq and is a predicted model, not a curated record.
GAUAGGCUGGGAUCAUGAUCUGACAUGCUGAAUUCUUGUCACUUGGUACAGUCCUGGACUUCAGCCAGUGACAAGAGAAACUGCCUUAACUUGCUCAACACCUCACUUAACAAACAACUUCAGAUAUAUGCUGUCGCUAGCAUGAAGGCUACUCCACAAACGUAAUCAUCCAAUGGCAAAAUUUUAAAAUAUAUCCAUAUAUGGGUGAAUUUGUUUCACAGCUUUUGUACAGGCACAAAAGGAAGGUAGCAGAUGGAGUCUGCUAAUGCCAACGUGCAGUACAACCGCUGGAAUGAAAACGUUAAUCUCAGUGUCGCUGAUUCUCAAUCCAGUACGAAUGAGUUCUGUAACAAACUGUGCACUGGCCAGCUGGGCAUCGCAGUGAGGGUGGCAGGCUCACUGGCUGUAAUGGCCGCCAUGUACAUCAUUGGAUACAUCACCGGAUACUAUGUCCACAGAUGCUGACACAGAGGAGACCCCUCUGUAGAUACUCCAGCUGCUCACCAUGAACCUCCCUAUCUACAGCAUCAUUAUCAAGACUGCCCCAGCAUUUCAAUUUCCUGUCCCGGGGUUGCUUACUCCGAUCAACUCCUUGAAUCAUUCUCAUGGCUAGCUUAUAUAGAAGAUUACAGAGGCAAGCUACUGUAAGUGUAUGGCAGAAUUUUGAGAGCCAAAGUUCUAGCUGAAGCUCCUCUGCUUACCAUUUAUAUCUUUGGAGUGCAGGGCUGUCUCUGAGGCUCCUUGUCAUUGCGCUCUUUCACGCCGCCAGUCAUUUGAGCCGUAACUGAAGCCGUUGCUUUCGCAGCGCCCCACAAAUCCCCAAACAAACCUAUGUUGGACAGUGAUCCUCCUCCAAGGUGCCGACCAAGGCUCAGCUGUUCAGAUGAUAUGGGAAUUUUAAAACAAGGCUUUCAUCUUUUAGGAGCAUCAUAUCCAGGUACAUCAUGUUAUGUUUACAGGUUUUCUAGUUAGGUUUUAGUGGGGCUUUAUGGUGCUCCAGCAAUGUGAUCUUUAUCAGGGACUCUGUCAUGCCUUUGAAAGGCAGUAUAUUUAGCCAUUUACGAAAUACAAAACCCUCCAAAGUCAUUGACGUUAGCUAUUCACUGUAUGAACUUUGACCUGGGCAAGAUAGGCAGUGUUUCUCUAAUGCAUUUUUAUUAAGGUUACACAGCAAGUGAUGAAAGUAAGCCAAGAAUUGACUUAAAGUCUUAUUUAUUAUACACUGAUUGAGAAGUGCUGUACCAAAUGCUUUUAAAUUCUUCUACUGCAUAUCUAUUUCUACCAAAAUAAUAUCAGCGGUUGUUUCACUAUAUUAGCAA